AUGGUGAUUCAUAUUUAUAUUAAUUUAGGCAAUAUAUCUGAUACGGAGUUAUGCGAGAAACUCGAGAUAUUAUGUAUCAGCUUUGAUAUGGAAUGGAAAGAGGAAACUAAAUCUAUCGACAAGAUUUGUGCUUAUCUCAGUAAAAGACUAGAAGAAAAUAGCAAACUAUCCGAUACGCUAUUUAUUUUUGACGAUAUCUGGAAAGAAAGUCAUUACAAAUACUUAUCUUUUGCCAAGAAGUCAAUCUCUACUUCACGAUUUAAGUAUGAAGAAAAUGGGCUCAACCAUCACUGCAUCCGUUUACCGAAAGAUCUAACGUAUGAUGAAGCUAUAGAACUGCUUGCGUUACCUGCCGGUAAAGAUACUGCUCAGACAUUGCGUGAUAAUCAAGUUGUCAAGAAAGUUAUCGACAGUUGUCAAGGUUUACCAUUAGCCAUAUCUUUAAUUAGUCGUCUUCGUUUAAAAACUGAUGAAGACUGGAAUAAAGCAAAGGAUAUCAUUGCCAAAAAGUCUAUAAAAAUUAAAUUAGCUGGUUACGAUUUCAAUCUAUACGGGACUUUACAAUUAAGUGUUGAUUCUUUAAAUGAUGAAAUUAGACAAUUGUUUGAGCAACUAGCUGUAUUUAAGCGAGUCAGUAUUCCUAUUCAAUCUAUUGCAUCGUUAUGGGACUGCGAAGAAUGGGAGGCUGAUCUUCACUUAAGCGAAAUGAAUAACAAAUCAUUACUUACAUAUGAUGAAGAAAAAAAUUUCCGUGAAGUUAGGAUUUGGAAGAUUGAGGGGAAUUUUAUUAGACCUACAAAUAAGCAAAUAUCACGCCAAUACAAAAUAGAAUAUUGUCGAUGGGUACUAAUGCAAGAUAGUGUUUGUGUCUUGUUGUGGUGGAGAAAAUAUCAAAGUCAACGAGGGAAGUUUGAAGACUAUGAACGUGACGAUUCGGAAAAGUGGAUUAAUGAAUGUCAAAUUGAAAUGUGGAAUGCACAGGAAUGGACUUGUCGAUCAUUCAAAGUACCUGCUUUCAUCCAUGAUCGGUACAUUGCUACCAAUCAACAUGUCCUGUCCUUAACGCACAUCAACAUCUACCGUGAUGCAGCCUAUUGGAUAUUGUCAUACACCAGCUCUAGAAGUAGUACAAUUGGUCUGUUAAAAAUGGAACAAGAAUUUGAAAAUCAGAUUCGGCCAAUAUUCUAUGAUGGAAAGGUUGAGAAUAUUUUGGUAUCAGGCGAUCAGUCAAUGAUCGCUAUUGACUGUGACAGAAAGGUUCGUGCAAAGUUGGGUUAUUACGAUAUUGGCGAUCAGUUUGGGUCAAUAGUAGAUGAUGUUGACGUUGAGAAUAUUUCGGCAUUAGGCGAUCAGUCAAUGAUAGUCAAUGACUGUUCAAAGGAAGUGAUACUCAAGAUGAGUGGUGAUCAAGUCCAAUCUUUUGUUAAACUUGAUCAAUCUGGUCGAUUAAUGUUUAUUCCUGGUAGUAAUCGAUUGCUUAUUUAUGGCAACAGCUUAGAUGUUAAUGUAUAUGAAUAUAAUUUACAAGGCGAUAAAAUUGCUUGGCAAGAUAUCUCUCAAACAAAAUCAGUUGAUGUUGGUAGACCCCAACGUAACCCCCAAACUACCGUCAACAUAUUCGACCUGAUCAAGUUUGUAGGUAUAGAAGAUUGUAGAAAGUACAGGGAAUUAAUCAAUGGAAUACUUGAAGAAGAAUCGACUGCUGAAGAUUGGAUACGCUUCAGAUAUAGAAAGAAGGAUAACACACUCAUUCUCAUGAACGGUUUUGGCUGGCUUUUGCUACUACUGGAAAAUGGAGACCAUACAGCAAUACUCAACCAAGAUGGAAAUUUACGCAUGAAAAGAUACAAAGACAAUAUCGAAUACUUCGAUCCUUUCACACACACACAAUUCUUCAACCAUGAAAAUCUAUGGUCGGACAAGCAGUUAAUCCUAUAUGAAAAUCGAUCUAGUUUGAAUAUUUAUAACCCCCAAACACUACAGCUACAAAUCACUCUACCAUUCCCUCACUUCCGGAUAUGGGACAUGCAAUGGAAUCUUCAACACUCUCAACUCAUCAUCAGGAGUAGAAAGGAUUACUGCUUAGUAACCCACGUGAAAAAGACAUGA
This is a messenger RNA of Trichoplax adhaerens, 2109 nucleotides long. RefSeq lists its product as uncharacterized. Gene Ontology annotation, molecular function: ADP binding. The record is from RefSeq and is a predicted model, not a curated record. Lineage: Eukaryota; Metazoa; Placozoa; Uniplacotomia; Trichoplacea; Trichoplacidae. Bases 1 to 2109 code for a protein of 702 amino acids. The transcript has 11 exons.